Molecule: messenger RNA, 1155 nt
Organism: Exophiala oligosperma
Lineage: Eukaryota; Fungi; Ascomycota; Eurotiomycetes; Chaetothyriales; Herpotrichiellaceae
Exons: 2
Coding region: 1-1155 (384 amino acids)
Source: RefSeq, a predicted model, not a curated record
AUGGCCAACAACUUCCCCGAUGAAAGGGUUGUGUACCUCGCGCUGAAAGAAAUCUUCAAAGGAGCCGACGCGCAGGUUCGCAAGGCCAAAAAGGUGCGCGAGAUCGUCCAGAAGGCGCGAAACAGCAUCGAUGUGAGAGAUCUGAUCCAACAACACAAUAUUGAAAAUGUCUGCAGUGUAAUAAAAACACUUCUCGAAAAGCAGAUCUUUGAAUCUACUCUGAAGGCGAAGAUUCGCUUCCCUGAAGUUUUCGAGAUUUCUCCCGCCCAGAGCGCUGAACGGUCUGCUUCGGAGGCAGAGGCCGCAAGAUUAGAGGCCGACGCCAUCAAAUCUGCUUCCGUAUACCAGAAUGGCAACACGGCCACUGGAGACAGCCACCAUGUGCACUUGUUCGGCGACAAAGCAUCGCGGACUGAUCUCCACGAGGCGCGAACGGCUCUUCGCAAGCGGCCAUUUCCACAGACCAGCGUCCAAGUCCCCCCCCUCUAUCCAGUAUAUCUGCCAUAUCAAACACAGCAUCGGUUGCUAUCAAAGGUGCAGGGUAUUCUCGAAAAUGCCUGCUACGACUUUGGGUCACGAGAAAUGAAGGACAUCAUUGAAAAAGAAGGUUGGGAUUGCCCGGAAUGUGUCGAAUUGAACGUGUGGGCCCGCACGCUUCUCGUCAAGAAGGAUCUUUUUCCUCCUGUGGAUCUAGAAAACUUGGGACAACAAUUCUCCGAGCUCACCAACUCUAUCAGUCAACUCCGUCAUACAGUGGUUCAUCGGCUUCGGAUUAAUGCUAACGGACUGGAGCGGUUUCUGGCCGAUGCCGAAGCUCUCACGAAAUUACUUCACGAUGACAACAGCACAAGAUCAUUAGCACGACUCCGGAGGGAUACGCAAACUAGCAUCGAUGAACUGAAACGGAACAAGGAUCUCCUUGAAUCGAGACUCAAUUUGAAAUUGAAACAAAUUUCGGAUCAGAGGCUCGAACUGGAUCGGCAUGAGCAAUCGGUUGUGGACGAGAUGUUGAAGGCAGACAAAGAGUAUUAUCUUCUGGCCGGUGGUACCUUGGACGAAGCUAUACAAUCCUGUGAUACGGCAAUACGAAUUUCUGCGCCGGCAGAGAUUGCAUCGAGGUCUGAAAGCGAUUGCGAGGAUGAUCUCUCCACUUGA